GAAAAAAAUUUAGCUCAUAAUACCUUCCGCUCUAUAAAUUAAUAUUAUCUCUAUAUUCCCUAAUAUAUAUAGGAAAAACAUAUGUUCAUUAAUCAUUAACAUUGGAACAAAACAUUCUCCAAGUUAUUUAGCAUUAUUCCCAUGUAUCCUCAAAGUAUCAAGUGUUCUUCAAUUAUUUAUACAACAAAUUUUCAAUACCAUUAUAACUUUAUAAUUGACUAGCACAAAGGUUAUUAAUUAAUCAAAAUCAUUACCAUCGUUGUUUCAAAAAAAAAAAAUAUCAUUACCAUCCAAUACUAAGACUUCUAGUUUCCACAUCUCUCUACCACCUCCUCAUCAGUAUUUUUCAAAGAAAAGCCCAAAAUUAAACGGCCCAAAACAUAGUAUCCUUGGCCCAAUCUCUUGCUUAAAAGUUCAGGAAAUAUACACGUGUAAUCUCAACCGUCAAAUGUAAAUAAUAAAAUAAAAAUAUACGCUGAUAAAUUCUCCGUUUGCCGGCGGUUGAAGUAAGUCGUUCACCAUUACAGAGUGGCUCAGACAAUACAACUUCCACUUCAUAUCUCCUCAAUUUUCUCUCUCUUCCGUACAAAAAUGGCGACUUCUUCUUCACCUGAAAAUAUUCGCCGAACUCGAAUUCUUUCUAGUAAGCUCUACUUCGAUGUUCCUCCUUCUAAGGUGCCAGUGAUUUAUUCAUCGGUUUAUAAUAUUGCUUUCUUUGGAAUUGAAAAAUUGCAUCCGUUUGAUUCUUCAAAAUGGGGACGCAUAUGCCAGUUCCUUGUUUCAGAAGGUGUACUGGACAAAAAAUGUAUCACUGAGCCUGAAGAAGCUUCUAAAGAGGACCUGUUAGUGGUGCAUUCAGAGAAAUAUCUGGAUAGUCUUCAAAACAGCUUGACUGUUGCUAAAAUUAUGGAGGUUCCACCAGUUGCAAUGUUGCCCAACUGUAUCGUACAGCGGAAAGCUCUAUAUCCAUUUCGGAAACAGGUAGGGGGAUCUGUUCUGGCUGCAAAGCUUGCAAAAGAGCGAGGGUGGGCCAUUAAUGUUGGUGGAGGUUUCCAUCAUUGUUCUGCAGAUAAGGGAGGUGGUUUUUGUGCUUAUGCUGACAUCUCCAUCUGCAUUCACUUUGCUUUUGUUCAGUUAAAAGUAUCAAGGGUUAUGAUAAUUGAUCUUGAUGCACAUCAAGGGAAUGGUCAUGAAAUAGAUUUUGCUAAAGAUAAAAGAGUAUAUAUACUUGAUGUGUACAAUUCUGAGAUAUAUCCUGGUGAUUAUAAUGCCAGGAGGUUUAUCAAUCAGAAAGUUGAAGUUUUAAGUGGGACCACAACAGAUGUAUACUUGAAGACAGUGGAUGAUGCACUCGAGGUUGCUAGACGAAGUUUUGAUCCUGAGUUGGUGGUAUACAAUGCUGGAACCGACAUCCUGGAUGGAGAUCCACUGGGCCGUUUAAUGAUUAGCCCUGAUGGUGUAAUCGAGAGGGAUGAGAAGGUGUUUACAUUCGCUCGUGAGAAGGGCAUCCCUAUAUUAAUGCUUACAUCAGGCGGUUAUAUGAAGUCAAGUGCUAGAGUGAUUGCAGAUUCGAUUAUCAAUCUCUCCAGGAAACAAUUGAUAGAUAUGUCAGGCACCCAAGGCACUGCAGGAACUGGAGGUCAAAUAUGAACCUCUGUGAACAAAAUACGGAAAGAUUAUAGCGUGUUAUAGCAAAAGAAACCCCUUUUGUAAAUUAUAUGGAAAGAAAAUAGUGUGAUUUACUCCGUACCAUAUUGUUGUAUCCUAUACGAAGUACAAGGUAUUAUGUAAAUUCAGAAAUUUAACCUGUUGUUAUUCAAACACUGAUAUAGGUCAAAUUUCGUGAUUUCAUGGGUUAAUUCAUCAUAUAUCUAUAUAUCGAUACAAAUUUGUUUUU
Chenopodium quinoa (quinoa) is the source of this 1897-nucleotide messenger RNA. RefSeq names its product histone deacetylase 2-like. NCBI's taxonomy places the organism in Eukaryota, Viridiplantae, Streptophyta, Magnoliopsida, Caryophyllales, Amaranthaceae. The record is from RefSeq and is a predicted model, not a curated record. Gene Ontology annotation, molecular function: histone deacetylase activity. The transcript is spliced from 13 exons. The coding region runs from base 592 to 1650 and encodes 352 amino acids.